Molecule: messenger RNA, 1890 nt
Organism: Colletotrichum truncatum
Lineage: Eukaryota; Fungi; Ascomycota; Sordariomycetes; Glomerellales; Glomerellaceae
Biological process (GO): regulation of DNA-templated transcription
Molecular function (GO): zinc ion binding; DNA-binding transcription factor activity, RNA polymerase II-specific
Source: RefSeq, a predicted model, not a curated record
AUGAACUCUGUGUCACCCCAGGCCAAUAUCUGCGAUGAAGCUCGCCAGGACGCAAACCAAUGUGCUCUGACAACCGACGCAACCACAGAACGGCACCAGAAGACCACUGGCAGCAAGCGACAGAAGACGUUCACGGGUUGCUGGACGUGUCGCGAGCGGCAUGUCAAGUGUGACGAGGAGCGACCGAGGUGCAGACGCUGCACUACUGGAAGCUUCGUUUGUCAAGGCUAUGGCACUCGGUUAACUUGGUUGACGCCAAAAAGCCAGAAAGCACAGAAAAGUGGCGACCGGAGCCGGUCGCAGGCGGCUGAGGCAAUCUCCUUAUCCAGUGUUUCUGGGCACUCGUCGAAACGUGGAACCAGUUUUACUACUGAUCAUCCCUUACGCGGCUCUUUUUCAGUGUUCAAAGCUUCCGAACCACACCUCACCCUAAAGAGAUGUAGAGUUUCCGGUCAACGUGCCAGGGCUGCGGCGGAAAAGGCGCAGGACGACAUAAUCGCAAACUUGGAGAACGAAACACCCUUAUUUCAAGGAGUUAUAUGUUCUUCUACCAUUCCUUCAGGUAGCACUGAAGCGAUUUGGCAGGACCAAGGUAUCCAAGAACUCAACCUCUGGCCAGGGGAAACCUCAAGGGGUUCUCUGGAGGAGGCCCAGCAUCAAUCGAACUGGCACACACAUCUUCAUCGAGGUUCAUUGAGCUUUGAUAGCCUAUGGUUUCCUCAGAUGGGUAGUAAUCUGAAGGCUUUCAAUAUGCCAUCGGCUCCUGCUCGAGAAACAGAGCUCAUCAAUCACUGGGCUACCAACCUUGCCCAUAAGUUGAUUCCAAUCCGCAGCCCGGCGAACCCUUUUCUGACUGUCGUUUCGCCCAUGACACUCGAGGGAAGUCGGUUGGCCAGCACCAAGUCCACCUGCACGGUCGCUUUGUUUCACGCUGUUUGCGCCAUCUCUGCAGCUCAUCAAGCAAACCUGAGGAGCUUACCGAUCGAAGAUAAGCUCGUACUUUACCACAAGGAGAUGAGUUUCCAUCAUCUAAUGCAGAACAUCAACUGCGGCGAACACGAUGAACGGAUGGCAGCUCUGUCUACUCUAUGCCUAUGGACCCUUAUACACUUCAUUACCGGAACGCCCGGAGCCUGGCGCGAAGUCGUCAAGGUAACCCGGAACCUCCUUGAAGAGACGAGCACGAAGAUCUGGAACCAUUCAACUACUGCUGCGCUUACAUAUCAGUCAUUUGCCUCCUCAUUUACCUUGAUUCAAGCGCAAUACCUCGGACGACUGGAAUUCCUGACCCCUUUCAAGACUAGUCUGCCGAAUGUAGAGACGCCCAAGAACCAAAUCAUGCCAUUACGUUCUCUCGAGCUGAUCUCUCUGUUUAACACGAAACUACAGAGAACACAUUUGUUAGCAUCAGAAGAGCUCGACCAGCUCGAGAUGGAGUUCGUUCUAACUACACCUGAGCCGUCAACAAGCUUCGAUGCUGCCAACGUAGACUCGGCAUUAGUGCACCACCACCGCUCACUGUUCUAUCACGCCUGCCUUCUCUACUUCAGGACAAAUUCAGGCCGACGUGGCUCGGAGGAAGAUAUUCAGGGUCUGGUUUCCAGGUGCUUGGACCAUAUGGAGCAACUUGAUUCAUUACAGCCGAAUAGCAACUCCACAACGUGGAUUUUCGCAACAGUUGCUUUUGAGGCUGCAAUACCAGAACUACAGGACAGGAUCAGAUAUUUGUUUUCUCAGCGAAAGUCAUUAGGGUUCGCUACCUGGGAUACUUUGCUUCUUGCAGUUGAAGAGGCUUGGGUGCGCCGUGAUGCUUCACCGUUCACAUUAGCACCGGAGCCUUGGACUCGAUUUCUCGCACAAAGGCCACAGUUCGAUGUAGUUUUGUAUUGA